Molecule: messenger RNA, 372 nt
Organism: Dovyalis caffra
Lineage: Eukaryota; Viridiplantae; Streptophyta; Magnoliopsida; Malpighiales; Salicaceae
Source: the annotation of a GenBank genome assembly
AUGGUCUCAGGUUCGAACCCUGGGUAUGCAGCUGUGUUAAAACUCUGUGGCAGAGCUUUGCCGGCCUCGUGGUCCUACCCGGCUCGAGCGGGGAUUAGUCUGGGUGUGGAAUGGCUUAAAGGUGGCUCCUGUGCGUGCGCGGGCCUAUUUAGGACACCUCGUGACCCUUCAUUGUCUUGGAACAACUCUCAAAGUCAAGCUCUGACUAUCGAGAAAUGGUUGGUAACAGUCUUGGGGGUGUAUAGGCCAUACCGUCCAUCAGGAACCAGAGAGUUGUGUUCUUUCUUGGCCACGCAAGGCAUCAUCAACACUCUUCAUGUACACAAGACGCUGAUGAAGAGUCUGGCUCAAAACACGAGUUAUUCAAGGUGA